UAUUGUUGACAGGAGAUGCUGAUACCUAAAGAGCAGUGCCGCGUGCAGCCCCUGGCCACAGAAGGCAGGGCUGCCAGUUCCCUGCCUCACGCCAGGCUUGCUAGGACGCCCUCCAUAUCUUCGCAAAGCAGCCUUGAUAGCGGGACCUCUAGAGCUACUAGCCACCGUGGAUCUUCACCAGCAAUACGCACAUUCGCCCCUGAUGGCCGGACGUUAGAGGCGGGGGCGUGUGGGGCUCCUCGUUCCCCCUCACCGCUUCGUGCCGCUUCGCUCGACGUACGCGCAGCACCGCUUGCACACGGAUCCUUGGCAUCAUUGGCUGAUACUCCGACACCUUCAAGUCCAAGGCACGCACCACCACGAUGCCUGUCGCCGCUUCUGAUGCCACCGAGGCGGAUAGACCGCAGCAACUCUUUAGUAGAAAGCAGCAGUGGAGUAGGACCACUGAGUCCUGGAGCUAGUGCAGCCAUCAGCUCGCUGGGAGCCCUGCAGCCAGACCUGUACACCAAGCGAGAGGCACCCCUUGUGAUAGAACUGGAAGGAGCCGGGCCAUCCCUCGGCAGGAUCCACUUACGCCUGAAGUACGACUUCGAUAGAUCUGAUCUGGAAGUGCAUCUUAUUGAAGCUCAUGAUUUGGCGGGCUACGAGGCUGGGGGAUUCAAUGACCCUUACGUGCGGGUCACCUUACUCCCCGAAGUGGACACCCGAGUCCGCCAGACUCCGGUACAUCGGAACGAAGCCAACCCAUUCUUUGACCAACACUUUAAGUUCCCUGUGUCGCACGACGAGUUAUCUGACAAGACAUUGCUACUGCAAGUCUUUGAUUAUGACAGAUUCUCUCGCAACGAGGUGAUGGGGUCCGCGAAGGUGCCUCUCUCCCGUGUCGAAGUAGCGGGAGGUGCCGAAGUAUGGGCCGAACUGUCCCGAGAGCGACGUCCACCAGAGGAACUGCAAGAGCUGCUGUUGUCUCUUUCUUACCUACCAUCGGCUGAACGACUUACUGUCGUCGUGUUGAAGGCUAGGAAUCUGUUGCCACCCCAGGAGGGAAAGGAUGCUUUAGAUGUGUAUGUAAAAGUAUACUUGCUGGUGAAUGGGAAGCGAGUGAAAAAGAAGAAGACUAACAGAAAAGAGAUCAACAACCCUGUGUGGAACGAGGCCUUGUCAUUCAGCCUGCCGUCUGCUAACCUUCAGGAGGCAUCCAUUGAGGUAUGCGUGGUGAGCGGCGGUGGCAGCGGCCUGGUGGUGGGUUGGUGCUGCGUGGGCGCGGCCGAGCCCGCCGCGGAGGGCCGCCACUGGGCACAGAUGGCGCACGAGACGCGCAAGGCCGUUGCCAUGUGGCACACCCUCAGAUAG
Molecule: messenger RNA, 1353 nt
Organism: Spodoptera littoralis (African cotton leafworm)
Lineage: Eukaryota; Metazoa; Arthropoda; Insecta; Lepidoptera; Noctuidae
Source: the annotation of a GenBank genome assembly